This is a messenger RNA of Thalassophryne amazonica, 1117 nucleotides long. It is a transcript of the gene sae1, whose product is annotated as SUMO1 activating enzyme subunit 1. Gene Ontology annotation, molecular function: SUMO activating enzyme activity. The record is from RefSeq and is a predicted model, not a curated record. The coding region runs from base 4 to 1050 and encodes 348 amino acids. Gene Ontology annotation, biological process: protein sumoylation. Gene Ontology annotation, cellular component: cytoplasm; SUMO activating enzyme complex. The transcript has 9 exons. Lineage: Eukaryota; Metazoa; Chordata; Actinopteri; Batrachoidiformes; Batrachoididae.
GAAAUGAUCGAUAUGACUGAGAAGGAGGAGCCGAUGAUCAGCGAGGAGGAGGCGGCUCAGUAUGACCGGCAGAUCCGCCUGUGGGGGCUGGAGGCUCAGAAGAGGUUACGAGGAUCUCGUAUGCUCCUGGUGGGUUUAGGUGGUUUGGGAGCUGAAGUGGCCAAGAACCUGAUCCUGGCUGGAGUGAAAAGACUCACUCUGCUGGAUCAUGAACAGGCCACAGAAGAGUCUUGCCGAGCACAGUUUCUGGUUCCUGCCAUGGCUCAAGGUCGGAACCGAGCAGAAGCCUCUCUGGAACGAGCACAGAACCUCAAUCCCAUGGUGGAGGUCCAUGCUGAUUCUGAACGAGUAGAAGGCAAACCGGAUGACUAUUUCCUGCAAUAUGAUGCGGUUUGUCUGACAGGCUGCUCCAGAGACCUAAUGGUGCGAGUGGAUCAGCUCUGCACACAGCACAACAUCAAAGUCUUCUGUGGGGACGUCUAUGGAUACUAUGGUUACAUGUUCUGCAACCUUGGACAGGAGCACAGCUACGUCGAGGAGAAAAAUAAAGUUGUGAAACUGACUGGAGAUGCCAGUGACGGUCCAAAGGCAAAGAAAACUAAAGUUGACACAAAUGAGACCACAAUGUUGAAAAAGAAAAUCAGUUUCUGCUCACUGAAAGAAGCUUUGGAGGUCGACUGGACAACCGAGAAGGCCAAAGCCAGUCUGAAGAAGACGCCUGCUGAUUACUUUCUGCUUCACGUUCUGUUGAAGUUCCGUACAGACAAAGGUCGUGACCCUGAGCCACAGUGCUUUGCAGAGGACAGUAAGCUCCUGGAACAGAUCCGUAAUGACGUCCUUUACGCCUUGGGAGUGAAAUGUGACAUCUUGAAUGAUGAUUUUAUCAGCUACUGUUUCAGUGAGAUGUCACCAGUUUGUGCUGUGGUGGGGGGCGUCCUGGGACAGGAAGUUGUUAAGGCUCUGUCCCACAGGGAUGCUCCUCACAGGAAUUUCUUCUUCUUCGAUGGCCGUAAAGGCAAUGGAGUGGUCAGCUACUUUGGAUCAAACUAAGCAGUUGUCCCCUUUGCAUGGAGAACUCAAGCAUCCAACAAAAAAAUGAAGUUGACGAAAAGCCCCC